AUGAAUGAUGCAGAAGCAGUCUCUUGCUUGGAAUGUGUCAUGAAAGAAAUUCAGAAACUUUGUAAUAUCAAUAUUGAUGUUAGUAAAAUGUUCACCACCAAAUGUAACAUAAAAAAUAUCCAAGAAGAUGGUACUUCUGUUGAGAAAGGAAACAGAAAGCCUUGGAAGCGAAUUCUUUUGUAUGGGCCACCUGGAACAGGAAAAUCACGUUUGGCUCUGGCACUCUCCUCUGCUAUAACAUCAACAUUUUAUUCUAUCUCCAGUGCAGAUCUUCUUUCCAGCUGGGUAGGGGAGAGUGAAAAGUCAAUCAAAGAACUUUUUCAACAUGCAUGUCAAAGUAAUUCUAGAUCGGUAAUUUUCAUUGAUGAAAUUGACAGCAUUUGCAGAAAAAGAAAUAUUCAGGAAGCAGAACAUACGCGAAGAUUUAAAACUGAACUUCUCAAACAGAUGGAAGGAGUUGGCAAUAUAGAAAAUGGAGACAAAGUUUUUCUAUUAUUAGGAAUAGUAUUGGAAGCACGCAUUGAGCUGCUGAAAAUUCACACAAAAGACAGCUGUAUAAACAUAUCUGAUGAAGAGUGGCAGACACUGGGUCAGAAAACAGAACUGUAUUCUGGGAGUGACAUCGCUAACUUGACUCUUGGGGCACUCUUUCAACCAAUCAGAGAAAUGCAAAAUGCUAAGUACUGGAAACAUCUGCCUGGUGGCAGAUUUGUUCCCUGUGAUUCCAACAGUUCUGGUGCCAUACAAACAGAAUUAAAGAACUUGCCUGCUGAUUUGGUUAUUCCUAAACAAGUGCAACUGGAUGAUUUUCUUAAAUCAAUGAAGACACACAGCAAAACAAUCAGCGAAACUGAUUUGGUUCAGUUUACACAAUUUGCUAAAUCUUAUUCUCAAACUGGUUAA
Messenger RNA from Acanthosepion pharaonis, 903 nucleotides. Lineage: Eukaryota; Metazoa; Mollusca; Cephalopoda; Sepiida; Sepiidae. The record is from the annotation of a GenBank genome assembly.